This is a messenger RNA of Calliphora vicina (urban bluebottle blowfly), 1785 nucleotides long. RefSeq lists its product as uncharacterized. The coding region runs from base 59 to 1690 and encodes 543 amino acids. The transcript is spliced from 5 exons. Gene Ontology annotation, molecular function: long-chain fatty acid-CoA ligase activity. NCBI's taxonomy places the organism in Eukaryota, Metazoa, Arthropoda, Insecta, Diptera, Calliphoridae. Gene Ontology annotation, biological process: fatty-acyl-CoA biosynthetic process; long-chain fatty acid metabolic process. The record is from RefSeq and is a predicted model, not a curated record.
UUCAGUAAACAACUUACUUAGAUCACAUACAUAUUUAUAACGUAAAAAUAAACUGAUAAUGGUUUUAGAAAAUCAAACAACUUAUGAUAGAACAAAUAAAAUAUGGUACGGCCGGAAAACCAAAUCACGUUUUGAUUCGGACAGCUCUAUAGGUUCAGUGAUUUUCGAUACAUUGCAAAAAAAUCCUGAUCAUAUAUCACAGAUUUGUUAUCCUUCGAAUAAAAAAUAUACCAAUAAGGAAAUUUUAACAUUAUCCAUACGUGUGGCUCAACAUUUGGAAAAACUGAAAAUUAAACAAUCUGCAGUAAUUGGCAUAUGCGCGGGUAAUAGUGAUUUUUUGGCACCUCUUGUAUUUGGUUGCAUGUUUAGAGGUUUAACUAUCAGCACUUUAGAUCCCAGUUUUGAUAAAGAUGGAAUUAAACAUAUUUAUUCAAUUACUAAACCGAAACUUAUGUUUUGCGACGGUUCUGCUUAUGAUAAAAUUAAGGAAUCAUUUGUUGAGUGUGGUUUGGCAUCAACAAAAAUUGUUACAGUCCGUGAUCACAUUGAAGGGGUACCAAGUUUGGAACGAUUUUUAAAAGAAACUGGAACUGAAAACGAAUUUAGAUGUGUUGAUUUGGAUGAUGGUUAUGAUCAAACAGCUGUAAUUAUUUGUUCAUCCGGUACUACGGGCCUUCCAAAAGGUGUAUGUGAAUCUCAUGCCAGUAUCUUAAACAUACUCAAAUUACCAUCCAGUCCCAGUAUUCUUUGCUUCAGUUCCAUUUACUGGAUUUCUGGUAUAUUUGCCCUCAUCACCGGUACCAUUCAGAAUAUGACUCGUAUUAUUAGCUACCAACCUUUCAAUCCCGAUGAUGCUUUAGAAAUUAUUAAACUUUAUAAUGUUGAAUUAUUUUUGGCGCCACCAAAUCAAUUGGCCCUAAUGUUGGCUUCAUCGAAAUUCGAUAAAGAUUAUUUGACAAGUGUAAAAUUAUACUUUAUGCUAGGUAGUCCGCUGUCCUUUAAAUUAGUGGAAAAAAUGAAAAAUUACUUACCACAUGCAUUGAUAUACAAUGGUUAUGGCAUGAGCGAAGUUUGUGGUGGUAUUGCAGGAGGAUUGGCUAUAAGCAAGGGCAAUUGUGGACAGCUAUUUGACAAUCUGGAGCUAAAAGUAAUCGAUGAUGAUGGUAGAAAAUUGGAAGAGUUUGUGGUAGGUGAAAUAUAUGUUCGAACACCAUACACAUGGUCGGGUUAUUAUGGUAAUAAUGAGGCAACAUCGGAAGUAUAUGAUUCAGAACGUUGGGUGCAUACAGGUGAUUUGGGUUAUGUGGACGAUAAGGGUUGUGUUUAUGUGAUUGAUCGGAAAAAGGACAUUUUAAAGUACAACAACUUCCAUUUCUUUCCAACGAAAAUUGAACAUGUUUUACUCGAAUUACCGGAUAUUGUAGAAGUGUGUGUUUGUGGUAUUCCCGAUGUUAUGUGCAACUUUUUACCAGCUGCUGCAGUUGUAAAAACUGCUAAUAGUACUUUAACAGAGGAAGAGGUCUAUAAACAGUCCACUAAAUUGCAAAAUUUUAAACAUCUGCGCGGUGGAGUAUAUUUUGUCGAGCAGCUUCCUAAAACCAUUUCGGGUAAAGUUCUUCGUCGUAAAGUAACGGAAUUGUGUACGGAACUUUAUAGAGCAAAAAAUCCAGCAGCAGAGGAGGAUUUGUAAUGUAACAAUAGAUGAUAAAAUGGACAAACAAUUUAUAACUUAAGCUGUUGACUAUAUUUUCUUACAUUUUAAAAUAAAUAAGUUUUAUUUACAUA